Linum trigynum is the source of this 948-nucleotide messenger RNA. The record is from the annotation of a GenBank genome assembly. NCBI's taxonomy places the organism in Eukaryota, Viridiplantae, Streptophyta, Magnoliopsida, Malpighiales, Linaceae.
UUGUUCGUGUUUGUUUUCAUUCCGCGUUGCAAAGUUCUACAAACUAGUUUAGUAACAACGACAUCGAUGGUAGUGACGUUGUGAUGAAUGAGGGUGGUGCGAACAGAUUCAAACUCUAGGCGAAGCUUCAUCAAGAAUUGCAUGAGACGGGAGCGAGCCCAUUCAGUCACGAGUCACGACUUCAACUGAGGUAGUACUCAGUCGAGAGUAGCAAUUAAGAGGUCGCAUUCUGUUCAGAUGGAUGCAAUUAAUUCGAGAGUACCCUUCCAUUAAUUCGCCUCCCACCGAAACACGUACGGUACAACGCUGCGCAAAUGGCCUCCAAGCUGAUGCUAUUCCAGAAAUCUUCCCACGGCCGGCUGCUGCAUCUCAAUAUUGGACCUCAGCUGAUGAAUGCAGCGGCAGCGGCAGGCGGCAAUGGCAGCACGAACAUCGCUCAGCAGUCCCAAAACCACCAAUCCUGCCUGCAGCAGGUCGAUAAUCGUCAGAGCUGGAAGCUGCCGCUAUUGGCUCGAAGGUGGAAGAAGCCGAGCCGCGAGGACUAUGAGUUAGGUUUUGAUCAUGGUUAUUUUGUAUCCGACGACGAGCUUGAGUACCACGAUCGAAUAUGACGAAGAUAUCAAGGCGGUGCUGAGGGAUCCUGAGCUCAAUAUCAUGAACAAGAAGAGUUGGCUGAGCUAAGUCUGAAAUUGGCGAGAGGUAUCCACUUGAGCAUGAGUAGUAGGGAUGUGAGCCUACAUAUCGGCCGCACUGACAUUACUAAAUCGAUGAAGGGUGAGUGCUGUUGGAGGAUUAAUAGACGCGGUAAGCUGAGAAAUAACUGGCGCAUUUCCAGCACCCUGGCUAGUCUUCAAUGAUCUUGAAAUCAGAGGUCUCGAUCGGUGGGGUUCGAAGAAGAACCAGUAAGGAUAGGAAGCAGUUGCGCUACAACAAAAAUUAUUUAUUUUG